AUGCUCCUCCCCAUACCCGAAAUCGACGACCCCGUGCUGCGCUUUGUUUCCGUCGUCAAGUUCUACCUGAGUGGAUGGCACAUUAGACCACCGGGAGUGAAGAAGCCGCUUAACCCGAUCCUCGGCGAGAUAUUCACCUGCUACUGGGAUUUGCCCGAUAACACGAAAGCCUACUACAUUUCCGAGCAAACAUCGCACCACCCUCCCAAGUCGAGCUACUUCUACAUGGUCCCCGAACACCACAUCCGCGUUGAUGGCACACUCAAGCCCAGGAGCAAGUUCCUGGGGAACUCGGCCGCAAGCAUGAUGGAAGGCACGGCUGUUUUGUCGCUCCUCAACCGGGGCAAGGACAAGACCAAGGGUGAACGAUACAUCCUAACGCAGCCCAAUAUGUACGCCCGAGGCAUUCUGUUCGGAAAGAUGAAGUAUGAGUUGGGAGACCACAGCUUCGUCCGUUGCCCAGAGCUUGAUUUGGUUGCCGACAUUGAGUUCAAGACGAAGGGCUGGGUCAGUGGCACUUACAAUGCGAUUGGCGGCUUCAUCAAGCACGAGAGCACAGGCGAAGUUCUGUACGAGUUGUCGGGACUUUGGAGUGAGGAGAUGUAUGUCAAGGAUGUCAAGACUGGGCACAAGGAAAUGUUCUUCAAUGCCAGAAAGUCGAAACCGAGCAGCCCUCUGGUCCGGCCAAUCGAAGAGCAAGAUGAGCGUGAGUCUCAGAAGCUCUGGUUGGCAACAGCUCAAGCUGUGAAGGACCGUAACCACGAGCUCGCAACAGACGAGAAGACCAAGGUCGAAGACAGGCAACGCGAGGAACGGGAAAUCAGAACACGCGAAGGCAUUGAAUGGCACCCCAGACUCUUCCGAAGUGUGCAGGGUGGGCCUGGUGGUUCUGAGGAAGGCGAGGAAGAGUUGGAAUGGAUCAUCAACGCCAAGAUGUGCGUAUCUGCCAAGGUUAUCUCCUUUCGAGUUGAUGAACUAACACGAAGCAGUGACAGCACGACACCGGAGGGGCAAACCGAGCAGAUCCUGGCUAUUUACCCCAUCCUUCCAGGACAGAAGCCAUCUGCGACGAACGCAGUUACUCCCCACAGACCCUCGGCGCCCGAGGCUCCGGUUGAGGAGGCUCCGGCAGAUAAGGCCCCGGCCGUUCAGCAACAGGAUGGUGGAAAGGACUUGAUUGACUUUGGCGAUGCUCCGGCAGCCACCCCUUCUGCCGCGACAUUCUCCGCGCCGGCCAUUCAGUCCCCGGCGGGUGAACCCCUGGCGACGCAAGAAUCGCGGAGCGGGUCCAAGGACAUACAGAGCAUGCUCAACCAGACGGGAUCGCAACCUGCCAAGGGCCCUUUGAUGGACUUCACCACAGACAUGAAGAAGAACGUUCCGUCACUGAACAGGGCUGACACCAGCGAGGACAGCUUUCAUGAUGCAUUGGAGUCGAACUAA
Colletotrichum spaethianum is the source of this 1443-nucleotide messenger RNA. Its product is annotated as oxysterol-binding protein-like protein OBPalpha. Gene Ontology annotation, molecular function: sterol binding. The coding region runs from base 1 to 1443 and encodes 480 amino acids. Gene Ontology annotation, cellular component: cytosol; intracellular membrane-bounded organelle; membrane. The record is from RefSeq and is a predicted model, not a curated record. NCBI's taxonomy places the organism in Eukaryota, Fungi, Ascomycota, Sordariomycetes, Glomerellales, Glomerellaceae. The transcript has 4 exons.